AUGGCGUCCAGCGUCUUCUUCGACCCCCUCACUCUCCUCCGUCUCGCCCCCCACUGGAUGCUGCGCAUCUUCGCCCUUCCCGAGCUCGAGCGCGACAGCAACCAAUAUCUACCUAAAUGGUUCCACGCCUUCUUCCGGGCCGGAUUACCGAGCGUCCUGGCUUUUCUCUCGGUCACCAUGGUGACAUCGACACUCAACCUCCGCGUACAAAGCCCCUUACUACUCAAGCAACGGGGUUCGUACUACUGGUACGCGGCCGGAGCCGCGCUUGCGGCGGGACAUCUUCUUUUUGUUCCGGCUGUGGCGCCGAAGAUUCAGGCUAUUGUUGAGGAUGAGAGUAAAGAGACAUCGGUGGGAGAGCUGAGGAGGUGGCUGAGGGUUAAUGCUAUCCGUGGGUUGACGACUGAUAUGGGGGCUUGGGUGUGUUGUGUUGUUGCCGUAGUGAGGACUUUCAGCGUGUGA
Neurospora tetraspora is the source of this 462-nucleotide messenger RNA. RefSeq lists its product as uncharacterized. Lineage: Eukaryota; Fungi; Ascomycota; Sordariomycetes; Sordariales; Sordariaceae. The transcript has 2 exons. The coding region runs from base 1 to 462 and encodes 153 amino acids. The record is from RefSeq and is a predicted model, not a curated record.